Molecule: messenger RNA, 3117 nt
Organism: Soboliphyme baturini
Lineage: Eukaryota; Metazoa; Nematoda; Enoplea; Dioctophymatida; Soboliphymatidae
Source: the annotation of a GenBank genome assembly
AUGACAUGCCGCUUCGUUACUGCUCCGUACGACGCGCAUGCCGUAGAAUUGUUCGAUUUUGAAUGCUUUCUGGUCAGCAACUUUGCAGACUUCGCUCUCGAGCCCGAAGAGAACAAAAUGCGAAUCGCUGCACAUAACAUGGUUCGCUCCUUAACUGCCGGCAUGGCGAUGAUCACUUGUCGAGAUCCGUUACAGUUUAACGUUCAAGGCUACUUGAAGCAGGCAUUCGCUUCUGCGCUGCGUGGUUAUACCACUGAACAGCAGAGGAUGAUGGAAGAGGCAUCGCAGAUCAUUGCAGAGGACAAUAUUGAAUUGGCGCAGUGCUAUAUAGUUAAAUCUGCUGCCGAAAAGGCAUUGUUGGAAAUUGACAAACGUUUGGCUCACGAAUUCGAGAUGCGUCGCGUUGCCCGUGCCGAAAAUCGUCAGUACUAUGAUACUCAGAUGCUAAAAAUUCAAGAAGAACGCAUGCCGCCGUUUAUCCGGCAGCACGUUGGCUCGAUUACUCCCAGUCAACUGUCGGUGUAUGAAGAGUUUGUCCGAAACGUUCCGGGUUUCAAACAAGCAAUCAGUGAUGAUCUUAACGUCCCGUUCCAAACCAGACCCUGGCCAGGUGGUCCACCCAUCGAAGAAUCUGAACUAUUAUUUCAGCACAUGCUACACGAGGUGGAGAGUCGGCUGCAACUGGCGAUUCCGAGUGCGCAGCCAACGUCCGGAUGCCAAGCGUUGAUCAAUAUUCGCGAAGCCCUAGCUAUCGCGUCGCAGAAUCCACGAGACACUGUUUCAGCUCAAGGACUUGUCCAAAAGCUGGUCGAAAUCAUACUAGAAUCGUAUAUUCCUCGUUCUGAAGUCGAAUGGAGCACAUGUCUGAGGGACAUUUUUCUCGCAGCUAUUAAAGGCCUUAUACAGAUUUUUGGCUCUAGUUGGGUGCAAAAACAAGUGACUAAAGUUUUAAUGGAGUGUCGGCGUGAUUGUCGUUUCAACGUAGAUGCUGUUGAUAUUCUCAUAAGGUCACAGCUAGUCAACAUGGUCACUUAUGAUCUACAACUCGCCCAAUCGAUGGAGAGUGGCAUGAAUUAUCCAGCGGUACAUUUCGCGCAACAGCUCGUUCGUCUUUAUUUUGUUGAAGAGCGCGGCUUUGGCGUCAUCAGUGAACCUGAUUUGUCGAAUACCAUUGAGGUUUUGUCGCGAAUUGCAAAUUCCCAGUCAGCAGCCGUUCACGAAGGGCGAAACAACAAUCUUCUCGAAAUGUUACGCGCUUUGCCUAGUGAUUCGAUGUUUGCCGCGGCUGCUCUCGGACCAUCCGUGGCGUCAUCGACGGCAGUCAAUAACAUUGGGCGUAACCCGCUGGACUUUUCUGGCGGCUACAGCCCAGCAACGCUAACGACCAUGGGUGCAGUGAAUCACCCACAGGCACAAUUAACUCAGCAGACUUCGUUUCUCUCCAGUAACCUAAUUUCUCCACAAGCGGGAAUAAAUCACGCACGAGAGUUUUGUGGCGACGAUCCUCCGGGACUGCACGAAAAGGCCGAGGCAUUGUUACGCGAUUGGGUCGGCAUGUUUCACUCACCGGCAGCCCAGCGAGAUCAGGCGAAGGCUUUCGCUGCGUUUGUCACUCAGAUGCACCAAAACGGAAUUUUGAAAUCAGACGACAUGAUCACACGCUUCUUCCGCAACUGCACUGAAAUGUGCGUUGACCUAUGCCACCGAUUUCUAUCUGACAGCAGCCUGAACCUGACCAUCUGCAGAACGCGCUGCUUCCACACACUCGACGCUUACGUUCACCUUAUAGCCCUGCUUGUCAGAAAUUCUGGAGAAGGUAUCUACUUGACAAAGCUGAACUUGCUUAACAAGGUGUUGGGUAUCAUCACGGGUGUCCUGCUGCUUGACCAAGAUGUAAGAAGAACAGAUUUUCAUCCGUUGCCAUUUCAUCGUAUCCUGCUGAUGCUUUUCAUAGAACUUACAGGAGCAUCUGAUCCCCUGUUGGAUCCGAUCAACUAUCAGAUUUUAAGCACGUUUUGCAAUGUUUUGCAUCUUCUUCGUCCAAGGAAAGCUCCAUGUUUUACAUAUUCAUGGAUGGACAUCAUUGGUCAUCGUACUUUCUUGAAUCGUCUGUUGUUUAUCCAGCCACCAAAGGCCUGGAGUUUGUAUGCGCAGUUGGUACUUGAUCAUCUACAUUUUCUGUCACCAUUUCUGCGAAACUUGGAAUUCCAAAAACCAGUGACACUCGUUUACAAAGGUACCUUGCGUAUACUGCUUGUAUUGCUGCAUGAUUUUCCGGAGCUUCUGUGUGAUUAUCACUAUGCCUUGUGCGAAACGAUUCCUCCAAACUGUGUCCAGUUGCGUAACCUCGUGUUGUCGGCAUAUCCUCGCAACAUGCGUCUUCCGGACCCGUUCUUGCCGAGCUUGCAGGUGGACCAGUUGGCCGAAAUCAGUUCAUCGCCAAGAAUUAACGUCAACCUUGCGCAGUGCAUCCAGCCGCUGUCUCUGAAGAACGAUUUGGAUGCGUACUUGAAGAACCGUGCGCCAGUCAACUUCCUCUCUGAACUUCGCAGCAAGCUACAAUAUUCGAACGAACCUGGCCGCAAAUACGACUUUCCACUGAUGAAUGCGGUCGUUCUGUACGUUGGAAUUCAAGCGAUUCAGGCUAUUCAGAGUAAAGAUCAACGACCGAAUAUUACCACAAUCGCGCAUACUGCUCACAUGGACAUCUUCCAGAAUCUCGCUGUUGACCUCGAUACAGAAGGCAAGUUACUGAAUAAUCUCAUUUUGGAUUUUCUAUACAUCUCAUGCCGUCGGUAUUUGUUCUUCAAUGCGAUUGCGAAUCAUUUGCGAUACCCGAAUAGUCAUACGCAUUACUUCAGCUGUACCAUUCUCUAUCUGUUUGCUGAAGCGAAUUCAGAAGCUAUCCAAGAACAGAUUACUCGAAUUCUGUUCGAAAGGUUGGUAGCCUUAAGACCACACCCUUGGGGUUUGUUGAUCACGUUUAUUGAGCUGAUCAAAAAUCCGGUGUUCAAAUUUUGGAGUCAUCAGUUCGUUCGAUGUGCCCCUGAAAUCGAAAAGUUGUUCGAGAGCGUCGCCCGUUCUUGCACUGCAAAGAACCUCGCCGAAAAUUCAUAA